This is a messenger RNA of Caenorhabditis bovis, 1758 nucleotides long. Lineage: Eukaryota; Metazoa; Nematoda; Chromadorea; Rhabditida; Rhabditidae. The record is from the annotation of a GenBank genome assembly.
AUGUCCCGACAUCGAAAUGUGCGCAAUAUGAACUUAGCUGAUGAAUAUUAUGAUGAUUAUGAUGACGAUGAUUAUUACGACGACGACGAAGAACCGACAAACAGUGAAUUCACUUAUGAUCGGACGUCUUCAUCUAGUUAUUUCAAUCUGUUGUCACCGAAAGACAAAAAUUCAUCAGCAUCGCCAAAUAAUAGCGAAGUAAAAUCGGUACCGAAGAUCACCGCACCGCCGGCGACGCAAAUCACGAAACCGCCAAAUCCGAUUCAACCGAGCUCUCAGCCUUCUCAAAAAGUGCCAAAUGUGCAGAAGCUCAUCAAAGAUGAAAAGUCUUUGACGCCGAAGCAAAUGCAGAAAAAUCAUUCCGACAUAGAUUUGACGACGCUUCGCAAAACCAAUUUGGCGAAUAUUGCGCGGGCCUCAUCAGCUCCAAGAAAACCGAAAAAACGCUCAGAAAGCAAACAUUUGAUUAAUAUGAUCGUUGUGGGACAUGUCGACGCUGGAAAGAGUACACUUAUGGGCCAUUUAUUAUUCGACAUGGGAUUUGUUGACAAUCGUACAAUGGACAAAUACAAACACGAAUCUUCUCGUACCGGCAAAUCGUCUUUUGCAUAUGCCUGGGUUCUUGAUGAAACUCAAGAAGAAAGAGAACGAGGAGUUACCAUGGACGUUGGAAGAAUUUGUUUCGAGACGAACUCCAAGCGAAUCGUUUUGUUGGACGCUCCAGGCCAUAAGGAUUUCAUUUCCAACAUGAUUACGGGCACGUCACAAGCCGACGCGGCGAUUCUUGUGGUGAACGGAACUCGCGGCGAAUUCGAGACCGGUUUUGAAAAUGGCGGCCAGACGAAAGAGCACGCGAUGCUUUUGCGUUCGCUCGGCGUCACACAGUUGAUUGUUGCGGUCAACAAGCUCGAUACGGUGGAUUGGUCGAAAGAGAGAUUCGACGAGAUCAAAGAAAUUUUGAAUCAGUUUUUAACUAAGCAGGCCGGUUUUGCGUCGACAAAAUUGAAAUAUGUUCCCGUGUCCGGUCUUAGCGGAGAAAAUCUUACCAAGAGAUUCUCGCCUGAAAGUAUGUGCUCCUGGUACCACGGCCCGUGCCUUCUCGAGCUCAUUGACUCCUUUGUGCCACCUAAACAACUAUCGGAUGGUCCGCUUCGCAUUGUCGUUAGUGAUGUUCUCAAGGUGACAAACAAUCAAUUGGUGUUUAGCGGCAAAGUCGAAUCCGGUGAAAUCGAGAAAGACGACAAAGUGUAUAUAAUGCCGAAUGGGACGAGUUGCGCGGUGAAAGCGUGCAGCACCUACGAAGGAGCCCACGAGCAUUGUAUUGCCGGCGAUUACAUACUGGCGACGCUAAGUGGCUCGUUCGAGCCUGACUCGAUUCAUUCGGGAGCUGUGGUGGUACGAGGGGGUCCCGACACACUACUUCCGGCGCACAAAUUCGUCGUGCGACUAGUCGUUUUCGACGUGACAAUGCCUAUCAUGAAAGUGCGAAGAGGCACCAAAACCGAACUCUAUGCGCACUCUCUUUGUGUUCCCUGCUCUUUUACAAAACUGGUCAGCAUUGUGAACAAAACGACUGGAGAAGUGACAAAAAAUAGGCCAAGAUACUUAACGAAGGGCACAUCGGCGGUUGUGGAAAUCGAGACGGAGUACGAGGUUGCUAUUGAAUCAUUCACGAGUUGUCGGGCGCUAGGAAGAGUCACAUUUCGGUCAUCAGGGCAGACGAUUGCCGCCGGAAUUGUUGAGUCGCAGUUGCGAUAA